GAGAAAGCAGCAUCGCGAAGCUGUCCUCUUGAUGCGCCUAUUUCCACUCCUUUAGUUGCCCAGUGUGGACCCUCGUGAAUGUUCAAUCUCCUUCCUUUGACAAGUUAUUCCUGCACAUCUCUUUAGUCCUGUGCUUCAAAUACCUUCCAGAAUCGAGCUGGGUUCUCGAGCCUUUCUAGGGAUAAUUCAAGGAAAUAUUGGAUCAUCUUCAUCCAAAGCAGAAAGUCACCCAAAGGAAUCCUCUCACGUCUUGCGCAUUGCGCCUGAGCGCCGAGGAACAAGCCAACUAACGCAAUGGCACCAAAGUCGAGAUUCACCAGGCUUGAUGCCUUCACAAAGACGGUCGAAGAUGCCCGCAUCAGGACAACUUCGGGUGGAAUCAUCACCAUCGUCUCAAUGAUUGUGGUCCUGUAUCUGGCCUGGGGAGAAUGGCAAGACUACCGCAGGAUAGACAUACACCCGGAGCUGAUUGUUGACAAGAGCAGAGGUGACCGCAUGGAAAUCCACCUCAACAUAACUUUCCCCCGCGUGCCCUGCGAGCUCCUGACCCUUGAUGUCAUGGACGUCUCGGGCGAGCAACAACACGGCGUGCAGCACGGUGUCGUCAAGAUCCGCCUCCGACCCCAGUCCGAAGGCGGCGGUGUCAUCGACGCCAAGACCCUGGCCCUCCACGCCGACGACGAGGCUGCUACGCAUCUGGACCCCAACUACUGCGGCGGCUGCUACGGUGCCCCGGCCCCGGCCAACGCUAAGAAGGCCGGCUGCUGUAACACGUGUGACGAGGUGCGCGAGGCGUAUGCCCAGGCAUCGUGGGCCUUUGGCCGGGGCGAGAACGUCGAGCAGUGCACGCGCGAGCACUACGCCGAGCGCCUGGACGAGCAGCGCCACGAGGGCUGCCAGAUCGCCGGCAGCCUGCGCGUCAACAAGGUCGUCGGCAACUUCCACCUCGCCCCCGGUCGCAGCUUCAGCAAUGGCAACAUGCACGUCCACGACCUCAAGAACUACUGGGACACUCCCGUCGAUGGCGGCCACUCGUUCAGUCACACCAUCCACUCGCUGCGUUUCGGUCCCCAGCUGCCGCAAGCCGCCAUCGAAAAGCUCGGCAACAAGGACAUGCCCUGGGCUAACCACCACAUCAACCCGCUCGACGGUAUUGUACAGACCACCACGGACCCCAACUUCAACUACAUGUACUUUGUCAAAAUCGUUCCCACCUCGUACCUGCCGCUUGGCUGGGAGAAGAGGUCCCACCUGGCCACCAUGCAGGACCACGGUGUUGGUACCUACGGCUACUCGGGCGAUGGCAGCGUCGAGACGCACCAGUACUCGGUCACUAGCCACAAGAGGAGUCUGGCGGGUGGUGAUGACGCCGAAGAUGGCCACAAGGAGCGUCUGCACUCCAGGGGUGGCAUUCCGGGUGUAUUCUUCUCAUAUGAUAUCUCGCCGAUGAAGGUCAUUAACCGCGAAGUCCGCACAAAGACCUUUGCGGGCUUCUUGACCGGUCUGUGUGCCAUUCUCGGUGGUACCUUGACAGUCGCAGCCGCCAUUGAUCGUAUGACGUUCGAGGGUGUCACAAGGAUCAAGAAGAUGCAGUCCAAGAACUUGUAGAAAAUCUACGAGACCGAAAAACUUCUCGUGUGUGAUAAAAGGAGAGAGAAGGAUUGAAAUGCCUGAGGAAGAUAAAGCUAUCAUAUCACGAGUUGGGUUUGCAUUUUGGAGGUUUCAUCGUGACUUGCUUUUCCCCCACUCCUGUGCUUCCAAUCUUUCUGUUGCAUGGUUUUAGGCGUUAUAUCUGUUUGUUUUAUGGUUAUUUUCUUUCACCUAUUGAUUUUCGUGUUUGCUUGAUUUGCUGCGUUUGGUUAUCUAAGAGGCUGUGAAAACUAUCGCGGCAUAUACUUUAUACUAGACCAUGUAUACAUUCAGAUCGUCAGAAGAGAAAACUCUUUAUCCUAAAAGUAUCAG
Pyricularia grisea is the source of this 1962-nucleotide messenger RNA. RefSeq lists its product as uncharacterized. The transcript has 3 exons. NCBI's taxonomy places the organism in Eukaryota, Fungi, Ascomycota, Sordariomycetes, Magnaporthales, Pyriculariaceae. Bases 295 to 1608 code for a protein of 437 amino acids. Gene Ontology annotation, cellular component: endoplasmic reticulum membrane; Golgi membrane; COPII-coated ER to Golgi transport vesicle. Gene Ontology annotation, biological process: retrograde vesicle-mediated transport, Golgi to endoplasmic reticulum; endoplasmic reticulum to Golgi vesicle-mediated transport. The record is from RefSeq and is a predicted model, not a curated record.